Paramormyrops kingsleyae is the source of this 4118-nucleotide messenger RNA. It is a transcript of the gene pdss1, whose product is annotated as prenyl (decaprenyl) diphosphate synthase, subunit 1. The record is from RefSeq and is a predicted model, not a curated record. Gene Ontology annotation, molecular function: prenyltransferase activity. NCBI's taxonomy places the organism in Eukaryota, Metazoa, Chordata, Actinopteri, Osteoglossiformes, Mormyridae. Gene Ontology annotation, biological process: ubiquinone biosynthetic process; isoprenoid biosynthetic process. Gene Ontology annotation, cellular component: mitochondrion; transferase complex.
UAUUAUACAAAACAGAACCAGAAAAAAAACAGAACCACGAGGGGUUAAACUGGGAACUAAGGAUGAAAAUAAAGGUGGAAGGGAACAAGAACUGAAUACAAGGAGGUACGAGGCAGGACCCAUAGACGGAGGACUCUCACAGGUAGAUACAGGGGUGACUACAUGGACGAAGACAAUAACACUGACCUUCAUGACCAAGCUGGGGAAUACAGUGAGGGAAGGUUAAUAUACACAUGGAGCACGAUUACUGUCUGACAAAAGGUUGUAGCUUUGGUAUAGUUUUGUUCCCCAAGGUACAAACAACAUUAAUGUACCCCCAAUAGUACAAAAAUGUUCCUCAGCGUCCAUUCUGGUACCUUAAAUUAGACGAAAAGGUACAUUAAUAUCUACAACUAAGGUAGAAUUGGCAGACCCUUGAGGGUACAACCCUAGUGACAAGGAUUUUUUUUCCGAAAGCGUAGAGACAGGUGCAGACAUUUGACACAUUAUUUUGAUGAUAAUUAGAUGCUUAAGAAAUGGCCAACGACAUCUGCCAGCCAAGGAGACACAAUAAAUUUUCAUUUGGAUUGAGAUCUGGACUGUUUGCUGGCCAUGUGAUUGAGAUGAUAUGCAUUUCCUGAAGAAAAGCUUUAACACUUUAUGCUCUGUGGCAAGAUGCAUUAUCAUCCUGAAAAAUCGCUGAAUCAUCACCAAAAAAAAAAAAUUGUAUCGCUGUACAUCUGUGCAUUGACUGGUAAUGAUUGCCAUCUCCCCUGCUCCUUAAUAUGACAUACUACCCCAUAUCAUAAGUGAUACAGCAUGACAAUGAAAUGUCAUGCCAGGGAAAUUUGCUUGUUUUCUUCAGGCAGUCAUCUUUAUAAAAGUUCCAGCAUCACCUCCUUGGCCAAUGCAGAUUCGUGAUUCAUCACUGAAUAUCACUUUCAUCCAGUCAUCCACAGUCCAAGAUUGCUUUUCCUUAGCCCACUGUAACCUUGUAUGGUAUUCUUUUGGCUUCUCUGUAUGUAAAUCAGCUGAUUUCUUACAGUUCUAUCACAAAUGUUGACUCCUGUUUUAGCACAUUUGUUUCUCAAUUGUUUUUUGUGCAUUUUCUAUUUUUAAGGCAUAUUGCUUUGAUUUUCAAUCCUGACACUUUGAUGUCUUCAUUGGCCUAACCACAUAUUUUUCUUAAAUGAAUAAUCUUCCCAUUUUUUAUAACUGCACCAAAUUUUAGACAUAGCUCACUGGGAACAACCAACAUCUUUUGCCAUACACCAUUCUGGAUUUUCUUCUUGAAGUUUUAUAAUCCAACAGCUAAUUAAGGUCUGUAAGUAUUCUCUUUUAACUGCAGACUAAUUUGUAUUUGCAUUGUUUUAGAAAUGCAAAUUACAAGGUGACUCCAUAUUUUUUUCCUCUACUCGAUCUUGACAAAAAUAUACCUUCCAUAAAAAUUAACAUUUUUUUGUUGAGGUAUGUUCCAUAAAGCCAAAAAUUUCAGUUAAACAAAAAUCGUUUUCUGUCCUGUUAUUUGUUUAUUUGCUACAAAGUAUAAACAAAUCUGAGUGAACAUCUUCUAAGAGUGAUGACUCCAGAAUAUUUUGCCACGGGUUGUAUACUCCAAUCUUCACAUUUGCCCAGAAAUAUCUGAGGAAUUUGUGUAAUGGCAUGAAGAAGGUCAGUUGCACUGAUGAAGUUCACAUUUACAUUCGGUUUAUAAUCUAGCACAGUAUUUCCAGAUUCCCAGGUGAAUGGCUGCCUGAGAAAUUAUGACAUACAAACCCCUUCGGGAGAUAAUGGUUUGUAAGUAUGAUUACAAUGCUACUUAUGUGUUGGUGUAUUCACCAAGUAAAUGGGCCAGCUUAAUCUCCCAGCUUAACUUUUAUGAGGAAAAAAAAUACAUUUGAGACUGAAGAUGGUUUCAGUGCAUAAAGAACAAAUACAGGUGUAAAAAAACUGUGGAACAGGCUGUACCAUACCUGAUGGCAUUAAUAUCGGAGCGUAAGGGGGUUGUAGUAGUUCACUAUUACUUAAGUAGUGAAUGAAAUCCUCCAACCUAUAGAUCGUCCUAGGGACCAUUAUUAAAGAUAAUUAUUACAACUGAAUUACUACUCUACUCCUCAAGUUAACGCCCAAUAUUGUCAUGGGAAAGCAUUUUUUAAAACGACAUGCUUAAGAAUAUAUGUCGCUACUUCCUUAUUGACGAUUAACGCCAAUGAGACAAUUAACUCUAAUGGGUUUAUUAAGUUCUCAAAGGUGAGUCUGUGUAAAACAUACAAAAUGUCACUCAAACCUCAUGAGCGAGUAAAUAUUAUUUACUCGCAUUAUAUUCAACUAUCCCUGAUUGACGCCUAAUAAUAUUCCACCGUCCUCCGUUGGUUUCACAUUUUGUAUCGUUCUCUCUGAUUGGUACAGUUAAAUGCUUCGCUGUUUGGGAUUGCUGUGUCGUAACUCCUCUUGUCAGUGAUUGGUGCGUAGUUUAUACUUUUCUGUUUCCUGGUUGGUCACGCUCCGAACGUGAAUUCCGUUUCCUUCUCGUAACCUGCACUGGAGCGUUUACGGGCAACAUGGCGCUCCCAUUGAGCCGCUGCUGGAGGUGGACUUUAGGGAGUAGUACCGGUAUAUCCUUAUUAAAUACUGUAUGUAGCGGUAAUGGACGUCCUGCUGCUAUUGCGACCGCGUCGAUUUUGUCUGGGGACAGGCUUGUGAAUCUAGCGUCAGUCAAGAAAUUCAGGAGUCUUUCGAGGGAUAAUUUCCGGUCGCUCCCCAGUUCAGGAAGUGCCUGUACCUGCAGCGAGGUUCACAGCGAUGCCAAAAUAAAAGACCCAUUUGCGCUCGCACAGAAAGACUUGAGGAACUUGUACGAUGACAUCAAGAAGGAGAUGUUUGUAUCUGUUGCAGAGCUAAAAUCUUUGUGUGACUACUACUUUGACGGGAAGGGCAAAGCUUUCCGGCCUAUGAUAGUGGUACUGAUGGCUCGUGCCUGUAACCUCCACAGCCACCGAGAUGGUGAUCUUCUGCCAGCCCAGCGCUCUAUAGCGAUGAUCUCAGAGAUGAUCCACACGGCAAGUCUGGUGCAUGACGAUGUCAUCGACGGGUCUGACAUAAGGAGAGGCAAAACCACCAUCAACAAUGUCUGGGGCGAGAGAAAGGCGAUUCUGGCUGGAGAUUUCAUCCUGUCUGCAGCGUCCAUGGCUCUUGCCCGGAUUGGCAACAACACCGUGGUAGCAGUAUUGUCUCAAGUCAUUGAGGACUUGGUGAGAGGUGAAUUCAUGCAGCUGGGAUCCAAAGAAAACGAGAAUGAGCGAUUCAAACACUACCUCGAGAAAACCUUCAAGAAGACCGCCAGUCUGAUCGCGAACAGCUGUAAAGCAGUGUCGAUUCUUGUUAGCUCUGACCCUGAGAUCCAUGAAAUUGCGUAUCAGUACGGAAGGAACAUCGGAAUCGCAUUUCAGCUGGUGGAUGAUAUACUGGACUUCACAUCAUGUGCAAACCAGCUAGGAAAGCCCUCUGCUGCUGACCUCAAGCUUGGCCUGGCCACAGGACCAGUUCUGUUUGCCUGUCAGCAGUUUCCUGAGCUGCAUGCCAUGAUCAUGAGGAGAUUUGGCUCCAGUGGGGAUGUGGACCGGGCCUGGCAGUACGUUCUUCAGAGCGAUGGCGUCCAGCAGACCCUGUAUCUCGCCCAGAGCUACUGCCAAGAGGCCAUCCGGCAGAUCAGCCAGCUGCGCCCAUCCUCGGAGCGUGAGGCGCUAAUCCAGCUGAUGGGGCUGGUCCUGAGCCGGGACAAGUGAUCGCCGCCCCCUCCAUCCCACCGACAACCCAGGCAGCUCCAGGAUCGUGUGGCGGAGCAGGGGGAACCCGCCCUGCUUGACCUGCCAAAGGUUAACGAGGAACGAAAGAUGAUUAAGGCAGCACGGUACUACAUGCUCUGUCCUCCAUGACUGGGGAGGGACUUUGACUCCAGGGGUUGACAGGAGUGGAAAUGUCACUGGGGAUUCGAAGUCCCUGGAGAGCUGUGUGGUCAAAGGCCUGAGAGAUUACUCAGCUGUGACCUGUAUGACGUGGGUGCGGUGCUUCUCAAUGUUUUCGAUAUUCAAGGCCUUAAUACACUUGUCAUGUAUUCGAAUAAAAAUGAUUUUUAUUAA